AUGCCGCCCCGCGUCCCCGUAGAAUCCGACUUCGCCGACCUCCAGGCCACGGUCCCCCACAAACUACACUUCCCCUCGCCGCCCGAGUCGACAACGGCCCUGAUGCUCGUCUUCCACGGUCUAGGCGACACACAUACCAACUUCUCCGCCUUUGCGCCCUCCACCAACCUCCCCGGCGUCAUGGCCGUGACCGUGCGCGGGACGUCCCGUCUGCCCGACUCCCUGGGGCUGGGAAUCGAGGGCUUCCACUGGGGCGACGACCUGAUCAUCGAUCAGGCUACGGGCGAUCUGGACGACGACGCCGGUUUCGACAAGGCCGAGAAGGUCAUAAUGGACGAGGUUCUCGGGCGGGUCAUCAUCGGAGAGUGUGGGUGGGAGACGACCGACGUCCUCCUGUUUGGCUUCGGGCAGGGCGGGACGUUGGCGCUGGGACUGGCGGCGAAGCUGGCCGACCAGAACGGAAAAUUCAAGGGCGCCGUGUCUGUUGGAGGAUCGAUGCCGGCGUCCAUGGCUCCGAAAUCGGGCAAGAAGAGUGCUACAGAGGUGCUGGUCGUGCAGCUCGAGGAUGACGAGCCCGUCAAGAGGCAUUUUGACAAUGUGCGUGUCGCCAAUUGGGAUCGGAAGGGCGUAGAUAUGCCCCGCAACAGGGACGAGAUGGUGCCCAUAAUGAAGUUCUUCGCCGAGAGGUUGAAUAGCGGGUGGCCGGGGGACCAGGCUCAGGCUCAGGCUCAGGCUCAGACUCCAGCCCAGUAA
Geosmithia morbida is the source of this 753-nucleotide messenger RNA. Its product is annotated as putative esterase. The coding region runs from base 1 to 753 and encodes 250 amino acids. Gene Ontology annotation, biological process: protein depalmitoylation. Gene Ontology annotation, molecular function: carboxylic ester hydrolase activity; palmitoyl-(protein) hydrolase activity. Gene Ontology annotation, cellular component: cytoplasm. The record is from RefSeq and is a predicted model, not a curated record. NCBI's taxonomy places the organism in Eukaryota, Fungi, Ascomycota, Sordariomycetes, Hypocreales, Bionectriaceae. The transcript has a single exon.